Molecule: messenger RNA, 756 nt
Organism: Beauveria bassiana ARSEF 2860
Lineage: Eukaryota; Fungi; Ascomycota; Sordariomycetes; Hypocreales; Cordycipitaceae
Exons: 3
Coding region: 1-756 (251 amino acids)
Biological process (GO): regulation of DNA-templated transcription
Molecular function (GO): DNA-binding transcription factor activity
Source: RefSeq, a predicted model, not a curated record
AUGGAGUCCACAGACUAUGAGUCACGGCGCAAGACGCAAAACAGAGAAGCUCAGCGUCGUUAUAGACAAAAGCAAAAAGACCGCGUCAGCCAGUCUCAAUCCAGGGAAAUGGACACUGACUCGGGCAUGCAGCUCAAUGGCACUGGCGAAGACUGGCCAGGCAGCUACGGAGUCAAUGAAGUCGGCUACGCAGAUCAUAUGACAUUUGAGGACGGGACCUCGCUAAUGGACCAUGCUGGUGACAGUGUCAACAUAUUUCCAGUAUGUCGCGCAAACAUUCUCUUUGUGUUCUGCCUGUUCCUGUUCACUGCCGCCGCCGCCCAUAGCACCAUGAAACUUGUCCUGCCGCGAAAAUGGUCCGGACCAGGCUUACACCUCCUAGUCCACCAGUUACUCAGGCGAGAGCGCCGAACCAUGUUUUGGCCUUAUGCAGCAAACUUCUUUUCAGCACAAGCACGAACCCGAGCCCGAGCAACAAGCACUAGCACAAGCAGCAGAAGUUCCUCAAGAAGCGACAGCAGCGGCCCAAACUCAAUGGGCAAGUCCUCCUCCUCCUCCUCCAAGCUGCCAAAGAGCCACGCCAAGAUUCACGCCAAAAUCGACCGCAUGGUUGAUGAGCUUUCCCAAGUCUACGACUUUGGCGUGGAAAUGCAGCUCAUAUCGCCGGAUGAGCAGCUCUACGGCUCAAUCAGCUUCAUGAAGACACAAUUCCACCGUUCUAUCAUCCGUGCUGCAAAGUCAUCCUAUCGAAGAUAA